AUGCUUGUCUGGUCGACGUGCCCGUCGGCGGCGACACACAGCACCGUGCCAUGCCAGUCCGACACGUGUGGCACGGUCAACCAGCAGCAGGCGCGCCGCUGCCGAUACGUCGACGGCGGCUGGUUCUGGUCCGGCCGUCAGCCGGGGUCGCGUUGCGCAUCCACCGCGUACCCGUACAACCCGGUCACCAGCGAGUGCUCCACUGGCGACCUGACGAACUUCCACAUGUCGGCCAACGCCACCAGCAACGACACCAACCUGCUGUAUCUAGAAGCGUUCACCGCCGUCGACGCGUGCACGCCGCAGCAGCUUCUGGCGUCGCUCCACGCCGGCGCCACCGGAGUCGCCGGGUUCUCUCAGCGGCCGCUCUCGCUGCCGUCGCAGCUCGCCGUGCAGCGCAUGUCAGCAAAAAUCCCUCUCAAUCACUCAAUCUGUGGCUAA
This is a messenger RNA of Oryza brachyantha (malo sina), 441 nucleotides long. RefSeq names its product chitinase CLP-like. The transcript has a single exon. Lineage: Eukaryota; Viridiplantae; Streptophyta; Magnoliopsida; Poales; Poaceae. The coding region runs from base 1 to 441 and encodes 146 amino acids. The record is from RefSeq and is a predicted model, not a curated record.